UGGCACUCUCCUUUCCUUCGAUCUUUGUUUUCUUAGCGUCCUUCGUUUCUUCGCUCCUUGAUUAUCUCGCCGUCCUCUCUUUUACUUUUACCACCAAUGCCAUCCUUGGGCAAUUCCCAGCGGCGAUACCAGGGCAACUCGCCGUCGACCACAAAUCUCCUCCCAGGGGCAUCUACUACCAACCUCGGCAUCCACGCCAACUUUGCUCGAGGACCCUCGUCAUUACGCAGUGUGAGCAGCAAUGCUUCUCUCAAUGACUCGCCGUUCAAUGUAAAAGGCAGCCGAGUGGUGCCAUCCUUGGCGCCUUCCAUCUCUGACAAGGCAAGUUUCCCGUCCUUCUCGCUAUCACCCGACCCCGUCGCCUGGGGUUCAGAUAUAUCACCCAACCACCCCGAGCCAGAUGAUUAUCUCCACAACCCUGACCCACGGCGAGACAGAAAGAAUGAUAACGGUGGAUCUGUAUUCACCUAUCGAGGCCUCGCCAACCUUGGUUGUAUUGUCGUCCUUGGUCUUGGUUUGGUGUCACUAUUCGCCGGAUACCCUAUAAUCUCAUAUUUCACCACGCGAGACCUUUCGUCACUUGGCGGUUUCAAUCUAGGCGGAAUCAAUGCCAGCGGACAGGUACCCAGUAUGCCGGGCAACUGGGGAAUGAUUGAUCUUGAUACCCCGGAGGACGCAUACACAAUCAAGUCCUUUACUGACGACAAUGAGCUUCAGCUGGUUUGGAGCGACGAAUUCAACGUCGACGGGCGAACAUUCUAUCCCGGCGAUGACCCGUAUUGGGAAGCAGUGGACUUGCACUAUUGGGCUACCAACAACUUGGAGUGGUAUGAUCCAGCCGCGAUCACAACAAACGGAGGCUCGUUGACAAUAACAUUAUCGAAGAAAGAAACGCACGGUCUUGACUAUCAAGGUGGAAUGAUGUCCACCUGGAAUAAGUUUUGCUUCACGGGCGGUAUGAUUCUGACUUCGGUGACGCUUCCGGGCGCAAACAACAUUCUUGGUCUAUGGCCUGCCGUGUGGUCAAUGGGAAAUCUUGGUCGAGCUGGUUACGGAGCUUCCUUGGAUGGAACCUGGCCCUACACCUAUGAUGCAUGCGAUAUUGGAACAGUUCCGAAUCAGACCAUCAACGGACUCCCAUUGGCAGCAACUGUCGAUGGAGACUCCAGUCAGAAUGGUAUACUAUCUUUCCUUCCGGGGCAGAAACUUUCUCGGUGUACAUGCCCUGGAGAAUCUCAUCCUGGACCUAUGCACUCGGACGGGACAUACGUUGGACGUGCUGCACCUGAAAUCGACGUUUUCGAGGCUCAGGUUGCUAACGAUGAGGGCGAGGUGUCACAGUCAGGGCAAUGGGCUCCUUUCAAUGCUAAAUAUGAGUGGUUCAACACAACGGACAACAUGAUUAUAUAUGAUUCAACGAUAACAUACCUUAACUCAUACACCGGCGGAGUGUAUCAGCAAGCAACAUCAGGCGUAACCGUAACCGACCAGAAUUGUUAUCAGCUAGAAACAGGCUGCUUCGCAGUUUAUGGGUUCGAAUACAAGCCAGGCUAUGAUGACGGGUAUAUAACAUGGAUCAAUAAUAACAAUGCCGCUUGGACACUGAAGGGUCCCGGAGUUGGGGCGGAUACUCGUGUUGAAAUAUCAGCACGUCCAGUGCCUCAGGAGCCAAUGUACAUUCUCGUUAACCUUGGCAUGUCAGAGAACUUCGGUUAUGUUGAUUUCGACCACCUUACCUUCCCAGCGAUUAUGUCAAUUGAUUAUAUACGGGUCUAUCAGCCAACAGAUUCCCUAAAUAUUGGCUGCGAUCCUGAUGAUUUCCCUACACGGGCAUAUAUUGAAGAAUACAUCGAAGCGUACACGAAUCCUAACAUCACCACAUGGGUAGACGGUUAUAAGCAGCCAUUCCCCAAGAAUAGCUUCCUCAAACAAUGCUAG
Guyanagaster necrorhizus is the source of this 1938-nucleotide messenger RNA. RefSeq names its product beta-glucan synthesis-associated. Gene Ontology annotation, biological process: (1->6)-beta-D-glucan biosynthetic process; fungal-type cell wall organization. Lineage: Eukaryota; Fungi; Basidiomycota; Agaricomycetes; Agaricales; Physalacriaceae. The transcript has 15 exons. The coding region runs from base 97 to 1938 and encodes 613 amino acids. The record is from RefSeq and is a predicted model, not a curated record. Gene Ontology annotation, molecular function: glucosidase activity. Gene Ontology annotation, cellular component: plasma membrane; endoplasmic reticulum membrane.